This is a messenger RNA of Magallana angulata, 1227 nucleotides long. Its product is annotated as mucin-5AC-like. The transcript is spliced from 3 exons. The record is from RefSeq and is a predicted model, not a curated record. NCBI's taxonomy places the organism in Eukaryota, Metazoa, Mollusca, Bivalvia, Ostreida, Ostreidae. Bases 1 to 1227 code for a protein of 408 amino acids.
AUGCCAGACGCAAUCACCACCACAGUAAGCAGCACGGAGUCAUCUACAAAAGAAACUACCACUGCUGGUCUGACAACAACCGGUGCACAAAGCAGUACUGCAACUGAAGCAAGAACCACGAACGCUACUGAGGCCACAAGCAUAACAGAUGCAGUCGCCACAACAACAACAGCUGAAACUACUGCAAGUGGGGAUAGCACGCCUACCUCUGGACUCACUUCUUCAACUUCUGUGACAGACGCAACCACCACCACAGUAGGCAGCACGGAGUCCACCACCACAGUAGGCAGCACGGAGUCUUCCACUAGCGAGACUACCACUGCUGGCCUGACAACCACCGGUGCACAAAGCAGUACCACAACUGAAGCAAGUACCACGAGCGCUACUGAGGCCACAAGCACAACAGCUCCAGAUACCACAACAACAACAGCUGAAAGUACUACAAGUGAGGCUAGCACAUCCACCUCUGGACUCACUUCUUCAACUACUGUGCCAGACGCAACCACCACCACAGUAGGCAGCACGGAGUCUUCCACUAGCGAGACUACCACUGCUGGCCUGACAACCACCGGUGCACAAAGCAGUACUACAACUGAAGCAAGUACCACGAGCGCUACUGAGGCCACAAGCACAACAGCUCCAGAUACCACAACAACAACAGCUGAAACUACUACAAGUGAGGCUAGCACAUCCACGUCUGGACUCACUUCUUCAACUACUGUGCCAGACGCAACCACCACCACAGUAGGCAGCACGGAGUCUUCCACUAGCGAGACUACCACUGCUGGCCUGACAAUCACCGGUGCACAAAGCAGUACCACAACUGAAGCAAGUACCAUGAGCUCUAAUGAGGCCACAAGCACAACAGCUGCAGAUACCACAACAACAACAGCUGAAAGUACUACAAGUGAGGCUAGCACAUCCACCUCUGGACUCACUUCUUCAACUAAUGUGCCAGACGCAACCACCACCACAGUAGGCAGCACGGAGUCUUCCACUAGCGAGACUACCACUGCUGGCCUGACAACCACCGGUGCACAAAGCAGUACCACAACUGAAGCAAGUACCACGAGCGCUAAUGAGGCCACAAGCACAACAGCUGCAGAUACCACAACAACAACAGCUGAAAGUACUACAAGUGAGGCUAGCACAUCCACCUCUGGACUCACUUCUUCAACUACUGUACGCAACAACCACCACCGUAAGCAGCACGGAGUCUUCCACUAG